Pseudoliparis swirei is the source of this 4831-nucleotide messenger RNA. RefSeq names its product ADAM metallopeptidase with thrombospondin type 1 motif, 18 (gene adamts18). Gene Ontology annotation, cellular component: extracellular matrix. The record is from RefSeq and is a predicted model, not a curated record. The coding region runs from base 266 to 4051 and encodes 1261 amino acids. Gene Ontology annotation, molecular function: metalloendopeptidase activity. The transcript is spliced from 24 exons. Lineage: Eukaryota; Metazoa; Chordata; Actinopteri; Perciformes; Liparidae. Gene Ontology annotation, biological process: extracellular matrix organization; proteolysis.
AUCCCCGACACCACCACCCACCGCUCCUCCUCACACACACAAACACACUCAUGAGUGCGCGCUGCGUCCGUGCGCACCACCGGCUGCUGCAACCUGCCGACUUCACCUGGACGAGAACAGCGAAGGGGGUCGGCGGGAGGAGUAUGGGGGCAACAGAAGCACUAAACAAUGUGUGCAUAUUGCAUUAUGCGAUGCCACAGGUUAUUACGACGUUUGCGCUCUUUUAGGAUGUAGCGGCGGAGCUGGAAGUUUGCAUGCCCUCACCAUGGACUGCCUUUUUCUUCUGAUCUGGACCUUACCCAUCCCGCUGGUCGGCUGCAGCUCAGUCAGGCUCCUGUCCACCCUGUUGUCCUGGAACAUUAUCAAGACGCUGCACAUUUACUGUUCAUACAGCGCCGCUGCCGGCUACUCCAGCGACAGACACGGAUUAAAUCACGACUAUGUGUUUGUGACCCCCGUUGAGGUGGACUCCGAGGGUGGAUACCUGACCCACGAUGUGACCCGGCGAAGCCACCGCAGCAGGAGGUCACUCUCUCCCUCGGUGCACUACCGGCUCUCGGCCUUCGGGCAGGACCUGCACCUGGACCUGCAUCCGUCUCCUGUGGUGGGCCCGGGCUUCACCGUGCAGACGCUCGGCUCGGAUGGCAUCGCCACGCCGAUGCCUGAUGUCGAGUCUCACAACUGUCUGUAUCAGGGAGUCGUCCGGAACCUGUCGAGCUCAACCGCCGCCAUCUCCACUUGCGCUGGACUGUCAGGUUUGAUCCGCGUGUCUCAGGAAGAGUAUUUAAUUGCCCCGUUGCCCCAACAUCUGGCUGAACAACACAGCUACAGCGCCCCCGAUGGUCACCACCCGCAUGUCGUCUACAAACGCUCAGCGGAACACAUUGUGCACAGAAGAUCCAGCGGCUCAUCGAGCACCGAUUCUUCAACGCCCGAAAACCCGUACCUUCACCAUCAGCAUCAUCAUCAGCACAAUCAUCACCAUGACUACCAGCAUGGAACACUGCAGAGGCAACACUUCUGCGGACGCCGCAAGCAAUACACACCCAAGCCUCCCGUUGAGGACAGUUUCCUCAUGCCUGACGAGUUUGCGGUACCUGAGGCAGAAGCACCAGGAAGGGCUAAGAGAUCGCACAUUAACUCCAACAGGGCGGGGGGCCUAAAUGUGGAGACCCUGGUGGUGGCAGACAGAAAGAUGCUGGAGAAACACGGCAGAGACAACGUCACCACCUACGUCCUCACCGUCAUGAACAUGGUCUCCAGCCUUUUCAAAGAUGGCACCAUUGGGACGGACAUCAACAUUGUGGUGGUCAGCUUGUUGCUACUGGAACAGGACCCACUGGGCUUGACCAUCAAUCACCAUGCUGACCAUUCCCUCAACAGUUUCUGUCAGUGGCAGUCAGGUCUGGUGGGGAAAGGUGGUAAACGGCACGACCACGCUGUUCUCCUCACAGGAUUGGACAUAUGUUCUUGGAAGAAUGAGCCCUGCGACACCCUGGGUUUUGCUCCCAUCAGUGGAAUGUGCAGCAAGUACAGGAGUUGUACCAUCAAUGAGGAUACAGGACUGGGCUUGGCCUUCACCAUCGCUCACGAAUCUGGACACAAUUUUGGGAUGAUCCAUGAUGGCGAGGGGAACCCUUGUCGCAAAACAGAAGGCAACAUUAUGUCUCCAACUCUGGCUGGAAACAAUGGGGUCUUCUUCUGGUCCACUUGCAGUCGGCAGUACCUCAGCCGCUUCCUUGGAACAGCCCAAGCAUCCUGUCUGGUGGACGAGCCCAAGCAGAUCGGUCAGUACAAGUACCCUGAACAGCUACCUGGGCAGCUUUACGACGCAGACACGCAGUGCAAGUGGCAGUUUGGUUCCAAGGCUAAACUGUGCAGCCUUGAUUUUGUCAAGGACAUCUGCAAGUCGCUGUGGUGUCAUCGCACAGGGCACCGGUGCGAGACCAAGUUCAUGCCUGCUGCAGAAGGCACCAGCUGUGGACCUGACAUGUGGUGCCGAAGGGGUCAGUGUGUGAAAUACGGGGAGCACGGCCCUAGGGCGGUCCACGGCCAGUGGUCGGCCUGGUCUCCGUGGUCUGACUGCUCCAGAACCUGUGGAGCGGGGAUCAUGUACAGGGAGCGCUCCUGCACAAGCCCAAGGCCACAGAACAAUGGUAAAUUUUGCCCCGGCUCCAGCCGUCUCAACCAGCUCUGUAACACUCGGCUGUGCCCUCCUAACUCUGUGGACUUUCGGGCCCAGCAGUGCGCCGAGUACAACAGCAAGCCCUUCAGGGGCUGGUACUACAAGUGGAAGCCCUACACCAAAGUGGACGAUGAAGACAUCUGUAAGCUGUACUGUAUCGCAGAGGACUACGACUUUUUCUUUGCCAUGUCCGGCAAGGUAAAAGAUGGCACCUCCUGUUCGGAGCACAAAGGAGACGUCUGCAUCGAUGGAGUGUGUGAGGCCGUCGGCUGUGACCAGGUCCUGGUCUCCGAGGCCUCUCUGGAUGCCUGCGGAGCCUGUAAAGGGGACAACUCCUCUUGCAAGUUCUUCAAGGGCCAAUACACCCUUCAGCACAGGGCUAACAAGUACUACUCCAUGGUUGCAGUCCCGGCUGGAGCACGAAGCAUUCGUGUUCAGGAGAUGGAGGUUUCCACCAGCUACUUGGCCGUCCGCUCCAUGAAGAGGAAGUACUACCUGACCGGAGACUGGACUGUGGACUGGCCGGGGAAGUUCCACUUUGGCGGGGCCGUGUUUGACUACCAGCGUUCUUUCAACAAGCCGGAGAGCCUUUAUGCUGCCGGUCCUACUAAUGAGACGCUGGUGUUUGAAAUCCUUCUGCAGGGAAAGAAUCCAGGUGUCGUGUGGGAGUACACCCUGCCUCGCACUGAGAGGAAACCCGACUACAGCUGGGGCGUGGUGCGCUCCGACUGCUCCGCUCCGUGUGCUGGAGGUCGUAUCUCGACCAAGGCUAUGUGUCUGCAGGACCAGAAGGUCCAGGUGAACUCCACCAUGUGUAAUCCCCACACCAGACCGACACUGGGCUCUCUCCUCUGCAACACCCAGCCCUGCCCAGCCUACUGGGCAUCGGGAGACUGGGGCCCCUGCAGCCGCGCAUGUGGAGGAGGUCAGCAGACCAGGACCCUGCGGUGCCUGAGGAAGGUGACUUAUCAGAGGGAAGAGGUGACGGUGCACUCCCUCUGUCCCGUAGUCUCUCCGGCCCAGGUCCAGCCUUGCCACACUCAGACCUGCCCGCCCGACUGGAGCACCGGAUCCUGGUCCCAGUGCUCCAAGACCUGCGGCCGCGGACUGAGGAAGCGGAGCGUGUUUUGCCGCAGCAGCGUUCUGGGGUCCAAGGCGGCGGUGGUGCCCGACAGCAUGUGCAGACAGCACCACAGGCCCAAAGCCCAGGAGACCUGUGUCCUGCGGCGCUGCCCAAAGAACGAGAGGCUGCAGUGGAUGCCCACUGCCUGGGGAGAGUGCUCCAGGUCUUGUGGCUCAGGCAUCCAGAAGAGAGAGCUUCGCUGCGGGGAGAGAGACUCACAGGGAUGGUAUGUGGAGUUCCCCAUACGGAGGUGCAGGAACAUGGCGAAACCCUUGCUGGAUCUCCAGCAGGGCUGCAACAGAGGUCCGUGCCCAGAGCUCCCUCAAGCUGUGCCAGGCAGAACCAGCUCCAGUGCUGUGUCCUUAGGCUGGUACUCCUCUCCCUGGCAACAGUGCUCUGUGUCCUGUGGCGGUGGAGUCCAGACUCGGUCCAUCCAGUGUCUCCGCCAAGGUCGCCCCGCAGCCGGCUGCCUGUCCCACCAGAGACCUGUCACUUCCAGGGCGUGCAACACACACUUCUGCCCGGCUGCUCCAAUGGUCCCAGCACAACGCCCCGGCAGGGUCACAGCUGCUGGACCAACACCGAACGAAGAACAAUGCGUGGACCAUUUCAGCUGGUGUCAUCUGGUUCCCCAGCACGGCGUUUGUAACCACAAGUUCUAUGGACAGCAGUGCUGCAGGUCCUGCUCCAGCAAGAGGCAGAAGAGCUCUGAGGCCCUUGAGGCUGUGAAUCCUGGCCUCUGAGGGAUGCAACACCCCAGCAGCCAUGUGGUGGCUACCUCUCACAACACACAGAACUGUGCUCGACACUUGUGUUUCUGUUCCUCCUGGAGUACUUGACUAAUGAAUUUCUUAAAAGGAGGGAAAUAGAGAAAACACAGACUCCUUUUGUUGAAGAAGGCAAGUGUGGCUGCCGAUGUUCCUCUGCCACAGCGCUAAAGUCAUCCUUUCAUCAACCACAUUGUAACUGGAAAGACAAUACACAUAACAAAGGACAUGUUAAUGUAAUAUAUAUUGUUGUCAUUUUGUUGAGUGUUUUACUUUUGAAACCUCGAAAGCUACAAGCCAUCAGGAGAACAGGAAAGGACAAUCGCGUUUCAGUUUGGCUUAUAUGUUGUGUUUUUAAAAGGCAUCUGGUUUCAUAAUCCUUUUUUCUUAACUUAUUAUGGUUCGUAAUAUAUGGUUUUCCAUUUUGUCAGGUGUACAGUGGAUCUGUAACAUGUUAUUUCUAUGUUUGGAUAUACCAGAGGAUUGUGCCAGUCACCCUUUGUAUCCACUUUUAUUAGUAAUACGAUGCAUUAGUAAUCAGUGGCAAGAUGCCUCCUACACUUCCUCCUUCCCAAACUCGUCGCUUGUUGUGUUUAAUGCUGCUGAAUCAUUUUUGGAACAAGCUGGAACACAUUUUCGCUGUGCAUUCCGUUCACGCCAUGAAGACCUCUUUGUGUACGUAACACAUGUUAUCCAGUCACGUUGUAAAUGGUCGCUCUCCUGUACGGUUAUGGUAAUACAACUCGAUCAUCCAUC